CCCAAAAAAUAACAGCUUAGGGUUUGACUGGAAAAAAAUUUGGAAAUUUCUUGAAAAUUCAGAGGGGAGAUUUUUCCGGCGAUUUCCGCUUCUCGCCGGCCGAUCUCCAAAUUGUCCACACAAUUUCCGCUCCCAAUUCUUCGCCUUAUCCUAUUUUCCCGUUCGAUUUUUCGCAUUUCUUUGCCAUUUUUUUUUAAUUUUCCAGAGAAAGAUUGCGGAUUUAUAGAUAUAUUGCACUCAAUUAUAUGUGAGUGGGUCUGCGUUGGAGAGAGAGAGAGUGAGAGAAAGAGAGAUAGAUGGGAUAGCAGGGAAGGGGGUAUUUAACGACAGCUGUUUUUGUCUCUGACGCGGGAGAAUUCAAUUUUAUUUUUCCCAAACAAAAUACAAUUCUUGAUUUUUCCAGUGUCCUGAAUUUUCUGUCCACCUUCUUUUAUAUUUUUCAAACAAAGAUUUGAGCUCCAAUUUUUUUGCAUGCAAUCCGGUGGUGGGGCCCAGCAAGGAGGUGGUGCCGCCGCCGGGCAUGGGCGGGGCACGGCAGCCUCGGCGUCUGCCUCUCCGUCCUCAUCCUCUUCGGCAUCUCAGCUGGACCAGCAGCAACAGCAACAACAUCAGAGACAGUUAUUGCAGCAACAGUUCCUGAGAAGACCUGAAGAAAGCGACCCUAAUUUAGUUUAUCAGGCUGGGAGUGUACAUGGAUUUUUAGGAGCGAACAAUUUUUCUGGAGGAUCUUCUAGCUCCAUGCAGAUGCCUCAACAGUCAAGGAAGUAUGUUGAUUUGGGACAGCAGCAUGGUUCCUCCAACUUACGAAAUGAUGGUCAGAACAGGAGUCAAGGCUUUGAACAACAAAUGUUAAAUCCUAUGCAACAUGCUUACCUGCAGUAUGCUUUCCAGACAGCCCAACAGAAAUCAGCUUUUGGGUUGCAAUCUCAACAGCAUACAAAGAUGGGAGUAUUUGGCACUUCAGGGAAGGAUGAAGAAACUAAGCCUGGAAAUACAAAAGUUCCGGAUCUCGUAUCCAUGCAGAUGACAAACCAGUCACAUGCUUCAUCGUCCAAGAUGCCAUCAGAGGAUUUCUCACACAAAGCGGCAACAGAUCAUGGCCAAACUGGUCAGAGGAGUGAUCUUAAGUCGCCUGACCAGUCCAUGUUGCGUGGACAAGCUGUGGCGGUGAGGCAUAUGCAGGCACAACAGACUAUUCCGAAUAUCACAAAUAACCCUCUUAUGGCUGCUCAGAUGCAUGCACUUCAAGCUUUGGCAUUUGAACGGAACAUUGAUCUGUCAAAUCCUUCCAAUGCAAGCAUUAUGGCACAGCUCAUUCCACUAAUGCAGUCCAGAAUGACCCAACAACCAAUUUCCAGCGAGAACAAUAUGCCUUUACAGUCUCCAUCUGUUCAUGUGCCAAAACAGCAAGUUAAUUCUCCUCGAGUUGCAAAUGAUAGCUCUCCCCAUGGUAACUCCUCCAGUGAAGUGUCUGGGCAAUCAACUUCUGCUAAAAAUAAAUUGACUGUAGCUAGUGGUCCACUUGCUUUGGCACAGAGUGCAGGCUCAGCGAAUCACUCUAGUAAAAUAUCUAUGCAACCCUAUGAUCAAAGCAGAGAAGAGCAGUUGCCUCCCAGGCAACAAAUGAUGCCUGCCAAUGGAUUGACUCCUUAUAACAUGCAGACAUCUUUGAAUACUUUGCAGGAGAAAGAGAAUUCAAUUAUGGCUAACUCCGCCUCAAGUGCCCCAGAAACUAUGCAUAUGAUGCAAAUAAAGCAGCUGAGCAGACCUUCAUUGCAACCUGCAACCUCAUCUCGGGAGGGAAGCUCUGCAAUCCCCCCUCAAUCUCAGAAUGGAACCAUGCCCCAGUUGCAACAACCACAUUUGGGGUUUUCUAAACAGCAGCUUCAUGUUCUUAAGGCUCAAAUACUUGCAUUUAGGCGAAUAAAGAAAGGAGACGGAGCUUUGCCGCGCGAGUUGCUCCAAGCUAUCGUUCCACCUGCUCUGGAUUUGCAAAUGCAGGCUAAUCCUCCUAAAGGACCUCCCAAUCAAGACCGAUCUACCACAAGAACUGCAGAAGAGCCUGCACAAAGUGUGGAACGUAUAGAGAAGGAGGUUAAACUCGUGAUGCCUGCAGAAGGACAAAAUAUUUUGGAGGAAGCAGGUGCUGUAACUGUUGAUUUGAAAACUAAGACCACUGUGGCUAAUGAAAGCACGUCACUGUCUCCUGCAGCAAAAGAAGAACAGCAACCUACAGGAUAUUCUGGUAAAUCAGGCCAGGAUGUUGAACAUAGCAUUGAGAAUAAUCCUAGUAAAAGCGACAUCUCAACAGGAAAGGGGAAAACAGAUCCUCCUGAAGCUAAUAUUUCUGAUACCAUGCAAAUAAAGAAACCUGUACAAACGGGCCUUAUGACUCAUCCCAAAGAUGCUGGUGCGGCUCGCAAGUAUCAUGGUCCAUUGUUUGAUUUCCCUGUCUUCACACGGAAAAAUGAUGCUUUUGGUUCAACCAUGAUGGUGCCCAAUAGUAAUAAUUUGACACUGGGAUAUGAACUCAAGGAUCUUAUAGCUGAAGAAGGCAUAGAAGUUUUUAAGAGAAGAAGGGAAGAAAAUAUAAAGAAACUUGGUAAGGUUCUUUCUCUUAAUACAGAGAGGAAGAGAAUCCGACCAGAUCUUGUUAUACGACUUCAAAUAGAAGAAAAGAAACUUCAGCUUGCUGAUGUGCAGGCACGUUUAAGGGAUGAGAUUGAGCAACAACAACAAGAAAUAAUGGCAAUGCCAGACAGACCAUAUAGAAAAUUUCUUCGAUUAUGUGAACGUCAACGACAAGAUCUUGCUAGGCAAGUACAUGCCUCUCAGAAAUCCAUGAGAGAAAAACAGUUAAAGUCUAUCUUCCAGUGGCGCAAAAAACUUCUUGAGGCUCAUUGGGCAAUUCGUGAUGCUCGAACUGCUCGCAAUCGGGGAGUUGCUAAGUAUCAUGAGAGAAUGUUGAGGGAGUUCUCAAAGAAAAAAGAUGAUGAUCGUAAUAAAAGGAUGGAAGCCCUAAAGAAUAAUGACGUGGAUAGAUACAGAGAGAUGUUAUUAGAACAACAGAGUUGCAUUCCAGGCGAUGCAGGGGAGAGAUAUGCUGUUCUCUCAUCGUUUCUAUCUCAGACAGAAGAGUAUCUUCAUAAGCUAGGAAGUAAGAUAACAGCAGCCAAAAAUCAGCAGGAAAUUGAGGAGGCAGCAAGUGCUGCCUCUGCCGUAGCAAAGGCUCAGGGUCUAUCUGAAGAAGAAGCAAGAGCGGCUGCCUCUUGUGCCCGAGAGGAGGUGCUGAUAAGAAAUCGUUUCUCUGAGAUGAAUGCCCCAAAAGAUGGUUCAUCUGUUAAUAAAUAUUACACUCUUGCCCAUGCUGUUAAUGAAAAGGUUUUAAGGCAGCCUUCAAUGCUAAGGGCUGGAACGCUACGAGAUUAUCAAAUUGUUGGUUUACAGUGGAUGCUCUCUUUGUAUAACAACAAAUUAAAUGGAAUUUUGGCUGAUGAGAUGGGCCUCGGAAAGACUGUUCAGGUUAUGGCAUUAAUUGCUUAUUUGAUGGAGUUCAAAGGAAACUAUGGUCCACAUCUUAUUAUUGUUCCCAAUGCUGUUUUGGUUAACUGGAAGAGUGAGCUUCACAAUUGGCUUCCAUCUGUAUCUUGCAUUUACUAUGUUGGUGUAAAAGACCAAAGGGCGAAGUUAUUUUCUCAGGAAGUUUGUGCAAUGAAGUUCAAUGUUCUUGUGACCACAUAUGAGUUCAUCAUGUAUGAUCGUACAAAGCUUUCAAAAGUGGAUUGGAAGUACAUUAUUAUCGACGAAGCCCAGCGUAUGAAGGAUAGGGAAUCUGUUCUUGCUCGCGAUCUUGACAAGUACAAGUGUCAGAGGCGUCUACUUCUCACUGGUACCCCCUUACAGAACGAUCUUAAAGAACUCUGGUCUUUGUUGAACUUAUUGUUACCAGAAGUCUUUGAUAAUCGCAAAGCAUUUCACGAUUGGUUUUCUAAACCUUUUCAAAGAGAAGGUCCCACACAUAAUGCUGAGGAUGACUGGCUUGAAACUGAGAAGAAGGUCAUCAUUAUCCAUAGACUACAUCAAAUUCUUGAGCCAUUCAUGCUUAGGCGCCGUGUAGAAGAUGUAGAAGGUUCACUUCCUCCCAAGAUAUCUGUUGUCUUGAAGUGCAGGAUGUCGGCAUUCCAGAGUGCUGUUUAUGACUGGAUUAAGUCCACUGGCAGUAUUAGAGUUGACCCUGAAGAUGAGAACCUUAGGGCUCAAAAAAGCACUAUUUACCAACCCAAAACCUAUAAAAUUUUAAACAAUCGUUGUAUGGAGCUCCGUAAAGUUUGCAAUCAUCCUUUACUCAGUUAUCCGUAUCUGAAUGUCCCGAAGGAUUUUCUCAUAAAAUCUUGUGGUAAAUUCUGGAUUCUGGAUAGGGUCCUGAUCAAACUCCAACGAACAGGACAUAGGGUACUGCUCUUUAGUACAAUGACAAAACUGCUUGAUCUUUUGGAGGAAUACUUGCAGUGGAGGCGUCUUGUGUACAGACGAAUUGAUGGGACGACUAGCCUAGAUGACCGUGAAUCAGCUAUUGUGGAUUUUAAUAGACCAGAUUCUGAUUGCUUUAUCUUCUUGCUCAGCAUCCGUGCUGCUGGUCGUGGUUUGAAUCUACAAACUGCAGACACAGUCAUCAUAUAUGAUCCUGACCCAAACCCAAAAAAUGAGGAACAGGCAGUUGCUAGAGCCCACCGUAUAGGUCAGACUAGAGAAGUGAAGGUCCUUUAUAUGGAGGCUGUGGUUGACAAAAUGGCAAGCCAUCACAAAGAGGACGAAUUCCGGAGUGGAGGAACAGUUGAUUCUGAUGAUGAUCUUGCAGGUACUGAUCGGUAUAUGGGAUCCAUUGAGAGUCUUAUUCGGAAUAAUAUCCAACAGUACAAAAUUGACAUGGCUGAUGAAGUGAUCAAUGCUGGUCGAUUUGAUCAAAGAACUACUCAUGAAGAGAGACGGUUAACUCUGGAAACACUUUUACACGACGAGGAGAGAUAUCAAGAAACUGUUCAUGAUGUUCCUUCUCUUCAGGAGGUAAAUCGUAUGAUUGCUAGAAGUGAAGAAGAAGUAGAACUGUUUGAUCAAAUGGAUGAAGAAUUUGAUUGGGAAGAAGAAAUGAUUAGUUAUGAUCAGGUACCGAAGUGGCUUCGUGCUAGCAGUAAAGAAGUGAAUUCAGCUAUUUUUAAUUUAGCAAAGAAGCCCUCAAAGGACAUCUUCUUAAGUGGGGGAAUCGGUGUGGAGUCCACUGAGAUGGCCUCAGAGUCUGAAAGGAAAAGGGGACGUCCAAGAGGGAAAAAGUUUCCUGUAUACACAGAGAUGGAUGAGAAUGAUGAUUUUUCUGAAGCUAGCUCUGAGGAGCAAAAUGAAUAUUUGGUACCUGAAGGAGAAAUGGGAGAUGAUGAUGACUUAAAUGGCACAAUUGGGAGGCCUCCGGUAAACAAACACCAUUCGGAAGAAGAUGAUCAAGUUUCGGCUGAUGGAUACGAGUACCAGCAAGUUCCUGGCAACAAUAGAAACAGUCACACACCCGAACAAGCUGGAUCAUCAGGUUCAUCUGCCGAGAGCCAAAGAUUGAGGCAAAAGGUCUCCCCAUCUGUGUCAUCGCAGAAGUUUGGGUCACUUUCCGCAUUAGAUGCAAGGCCCACUUCUCGAGCAAAAAGGAUGACAGAUGAUUUAGAGGAAGGGGAAAUUGCAAUAUCUGGAGACUCCCAUAUAGAUCUCCAGUUGUCUGGAAGCUGGAUUCAAGGCCGUGAUGAAGGUGAAGAAGAACAAGUCUUGCAGCCCAAAAUCAAACGGAAGCGUAGUAUUCGGUUUCGGCCAAAGCCUGUUGCCGAGAGGCAGGAUGAGAAGUCUGGUGAAAGGGCACCAGUCCUCAGUGGAAAGUCUUCCCAAUUGCCACUUCAAGUGGAACGUAAAUAUGACCUACAAAAUAGAAAUGGACGAGGACCAAAAAAACUUGGUGUUCUGAGUCCCAUACAAGAUGAUCAUUCUGAUCCAUUGUAUAAGGGUAGACGAAGUUUACCUUCUAGGAAAAAUUCAAAUUUAGUUAAAGUACAUGGUUUAGGGAAGCCCACAAGAUCAAAUGCUUUACUCAUUCCAGAAGAACCUGGCGAGCAGAUCAGGCAAAAUUGGGACAGCAAAGCCAUGAUUGCUAGCGGGUCUUCUUGUGGGGGCACAAAGAUGUCCAAGGGCAUCCAGAUAAAGUGCAAGAAUGUUGUCAAUUCUCUGCAAAGGAGAAUAAACAAGGAAGGUCAACAGAUAAUUCCCCAGCUAACUGAGUUGUGGAGAAGAAUUGAAAAUUCUGGUGACAUUGACACAGCUGAUGAGAACUUUCUGGAUUUACAAACCAUUGGUGUGCGUGUUGAAGAGUCGGAGUAUAGCGGAGUGCUAGAGUUUGUUUCUGACAUGCAAAUCAUGCUAAAAAGCGCUGUACAAUAUUAUGGAUUCUCACAUUCGGUGAGAUCUGAAGCAAAGAAGGUAAACGAUCUUUUCUUUGACAUUUUGAAGAUGGCAUUUCCUGAGACAGAUUUUCGAGAAGCCAGGAAUUGUUUCUCCUUUUCUGGUGGGCCAUCGGCUUUGCCUGCCUCUGGCCCAUCAACCAGACACAUGGUUGGUCAAAACAAGCGUGGCAGGCCCAAUAAUGAUGCCUUUCCUGAACCUCAUGAUCCUAGCCCCACCCCUCACAGACCCCAGACACGUGGGUCCCUUCUCCAUGACAUUGAAGAUGCCAAGCCUAGAAGUCACACCUCUCAGAAAGAACCAAGGCCACAGGAGAACCCACGUCCAUUGACACAUCCCGGGGAGCUUGUUAUUUGCAAAAAGAAGAGAAAAGACAGGGAGAAGUCAGUGAUGAAGACCGUGAACAUGCCAGGUGGCCCUGUGUCGCCGCCCCUGCCAGCUGGCAUGAACCGAAACAUAAAAAAUCCGGGCUUUGUCUCAAUGAUGAAAGAGUCUUCCUGGUUGAACCAGCAAGGAGCCCAACAACAUCAAGGAUGGACUAGCCACCAAUCACCCCAGCUGACCGGUGGUAGUGGAAGCAGCUCUGUUGGGUGGGCAAAUCCUGUGAAAAGGAUGAGAACGGAUGCUGGUAGAAGGCGCCCUAGCCAUUUGUGAACCUCAAUUGUAAAAGGAAACGAACGGUUUCUGUUUCCAUGUUAAGGUACUCUCCUUUUCUCUCUCUGUUUGUCUCUCACUCACUCUGCAUGUAAAUGGACCUCGGCUACCUAUUGCUAUAUAUAUAUGCCUAUAUAUCAUGUACUGUAAUAUGCAUUUUUCCUCUGUGGUUUCUUGUAUGUAUUAUCUUCUUCACUUGUGAUGUCAAAAUCUUCUUAUUGUAGUGUUCCCCAGAGUUCUCUUGAUUAAGAAGUACUACUCCAUAUUAGAAUACAAAGAAAGUUCUCUAUAGUUU
This is a messenger RNA of Cuscuta campestris, 7438 nucleotides long. Lineage: Eukaryota; Viridiplantae; Streptophyta; Magnoliopsida; Solanales; Convolvulaceae. The record is from the annotation of a GenBank genome assembly.